GUCUACGUAGCCACCUUCGUUCUCCCGAUUUUUAGGGUUCGAAAAAGGUUCGCCCAUUUCCAAAGGAAACCGAGAUUCGCGAGUUCAAAAAUUUGAUCGUGGAACAAAAAUUUGAUCGUGGAAGGAAAUCCAUCGACGACGCAACCCUGGAACUCGUUCGUAUUUUAUUUGAGUCUCACUGUUCGCAUUCAUGUGUAUCUUUCAAUUAGCUCACAUUUUCAAUUACCUGUGAUUUUGGUAAUUUAGUUCGAAAGAGAUACCAUUGUUCGUAGUUUGGCUUAGAAGGAUAAUCGCAUUAAGUCGUCGAGGGCUUCCUCCCUUAUCAGCUGGUAUUAAAUCUAAAGUUUUGAUAUUUGACACAUAGCGUGGGUCAUUUAACUUUGAAAAGACAGCAACAAGGUCUAAAAAAGUUAUGGUUGGUCGGCCAUUGUGAAGAAGGUUACUAGUUAGGCUCAAUGUUGCGCUUUCUGGGGAUAAGCAGAGCCGAAGCUUCAAGCUCGGGAUCGACUAGUGAGAUAUGGCUUCUUGGAAAGUGCUACAGUGUCUCACUCGAGGAGCCAUCUGGUGGUGCUGAUCCAGGGAAUUGCUAUGCUGCAUUUUUGGAUGAUUUCUCAUCGAGAAUUUGGUUUACUUACCGCAAAGGUUUUGAAGCCAUUGGUGAUUCGAAGUUGACUAGCGACGGAGGUUGGGGCUGCAUGAUAAGAAGCAGCCAGAUGAUCGUUGCCCAGGGAUUGAUUUUUCAUCAUUUGGGGAGAUCCUGGAGAAAACCUUCACAGAAGCCAUAUGAUCGAGAAUACAUUGAGAUUUUACAUCUCUUUGGUGAUUCUGAGACUUGUGCUUUCUCGAUACACAAUCUGAUACAAGCUGGGAGGGCUUACGGCUUGUCCGCUGGGUCGUGGUUGGGUCCGUAUGCUGUUUGCCGUACUUGGGAGACGCUCAAUCGUUUGAACAGAGAACAGGGGAAAGAGAGCUUGCCUAUGGCUUUGUAUGUGGUGUCAGGGGAUGAAGAUGGGGAGCGAGGCGGAGCUCCGGUCGUCUGUGUAGAUGUUGCUUCGCGACUGUGUUCAGAUUUUAGCGAGGCGCAUUCUGCCUGGGGGCCCGUUCUUUUGUUGGUUCCUCUGGUUCUUGGACUUGAAAAAAUCAAUCCAAGGUAUAUACCAUUAUUGAAGGAAACAUUUAUGUUUCCUCAAAGUCUGGGUAUACUAGGUGGAAAACCCGGGGCUUCAACUUGCAUUGUCGGCGUACAAGACGACAAGGCGUUCUACCUGGAUCCACAUGAAGUUCAACUGGCGGCAGAAAUCAAGCAGGAUAAUCUCGAAGCUGAUACUUCUUCAUACCAUUGCAGCACUGUCCGGCAUUUGCCGCUAGACCAAAUAGACCCAUCACUGGCCAUCGGGUUCUAUUGCCGUGAUAAAGGUGAUUUCGACGAUUUCUGCUCUCGUGCUUCUGAGCUUGGAGAGAAGGCGAAUGGAGCACCGCUCUUUACCGUCGCCCAAUCCCUUCAUCCUCCGAAACCAAUAUUCCACCAUGAUUCAUUCGCAGAUAGUUCAGUCGGCGAUGGUGACGGUGGGAGAGCCGACGCCUUUACUGUGGAAAGCUCGACUGAUUGCGCAGAAGCGCAUACGGGCGAUGACGAAUGGCAAAUCCUUUAAAAACAAAAUAUUAUGCAGUCGCUUGUUGAAACCCGGUUUCCAAAUAAACUCAAUUCGGAGGUUUAGCUAUGCUAUGUUUUUUUCAUCUUCUCUUGUCGCCGUUUAUUCUUUGUAAUCUAGCAUAUACAUAUAUAUAUACAUGUUAAUCGUGUAUAUUAGAGAGCUUAUUUACGUCUCAAUCGGUAUUAACGUAUCGACAAGAUGAUGUGAGGGAGGAGAGGACCCGAAAUGGUCGAUGUUAAAGCUUAAAACUCGGACGUGUUGUUUGCUGUAAUGGGGACUAAGUUGUAUGAAAUUCUCAUCCUCUACCUCUUGGUAGGUUUUGUUAUUUGGGUUAUAA
Messenger RNA from Ananas comosus (pineapple), 1992 nucleotides. RefSeq names its product cysteine protease ATG4B-like. The transcript is spliced from 10 exons. Gene Ontology annotation, molecular function: protein-phosphatidylethanolamide deconjugating activity. The record is from RefSeq and is a predicted model, not a curated record. Bases 456 to 1652 code for a protein of 398 amino acids. Lineage: Eukaryota; Viridiplantae; Streptophyta; Magnoliopsida; Poales; Bromeliaceae.